AUGAAUGUUGUUGGUCAUCAGGCCCAUGAAGAAAAAUGUCCAAAUUCUGAGGAAGCUGGUCCAGGUCCUGACAAAUCUGGCACGCCCCACAAUACUGAACAGGAACAAUCAACAGAUGAUGGCGACUUUGUUAACCCAUUGCCAAGAAAGAGAAGAGCUAUUAGUAAGGCUCCGUUAUCACGCAAACGUCACGCUGAGGACGCCAAAGCAUCCCCAGUAAUCCCUCUGAAGAAGAGGCUGGCUUCUGCGACUCGACAUUCACCACGUUCACCCCGUCCUGAGACACAGACCAUCAGGGGUAAAGAUGGUAAAAAGGGUAAGCUCAUGUCUCGAUACAAUCCAAAAGAUGUCUUGGAAGCCAUCAGGUCACUUUCUGAUGAUCAAGUGGCAGAAAUCCGUCGUCUUGGAUGGGGCAAAUUUCUGGAAAUCAAAAUUGAUGCUGUCGAGAGUCACGAGCUUUACUGUUUUCUUAUGGAUCAUAUUGAUAUAGUUCACAUGAAUCUUAUUUUAUCUCAUGAUAAAAUACUCCCAAUUUCUGCCCAGUCAGUUCACAUUGUUCUUGGUUUACCAAUUGGCGGUGGAGAGCUCACCUUUACCAAGACCAAGGAGAUUACAAAUGCAAAAAAAGAUCUGUUUGAUAUGCUUGGUGAGAAAUUGUCGAUCGAAAGGCUCAAGCUUGAAGUUUCCAAGGGCCUUGCGGAUGAGUUGUCAUUGAGGUGUUUCUUCAUGAUAGUGUUUAAUAGGCUUUUGUUCCCGACAUCAUCAUAUGAUGUUUCGAACAAUGAUGUCAGACUUACUAUGGAUAUGAGCAAGAUUGGUGAAGUUGAUUGGUGCAAGCUUGUUGUUGAGGACAUUAGAGCAGCAGCUUCUCAAUGGCAACGUUGUGAUUGUAAGAUAUAUUAUUUGGAUAAUCUCAAUCACGAGCUGAACAAAGGCGAUAGGAUUUCAAUCCCUCGUGCAGCAUUAUUUGACAAACACAAGGUUGAGCACCUUAUAAUGCAUGAUAGAUUCACCGACAGACAUGGAAAAUUGGUCUAUGGUGGUACUCAGAGAAAAACACGUUUACAAUACUGA
Phragmites australis (common reed) is the source of this 1074-nucleotide messenger RNA. RefSeq lists its product as uncharacterized. NCBI's taxonomy places the organism in Eukaryota, Viridiplantae, Streptophyta, Magnoliopsida, Poales, Poaceae. The transcript is spliced from 4 exons. The coding region runs from base 1 to 1074 and encodes 357 amino acids. The record is from RefSeq and is a predicted model, not a curated record.